Ipomoea triloba (trilobed morning glory) is the source of this 1727-nucleotide messenger RNA. RefSeq names its product protein CANDIDATE G-PROTEIN COUPLED RECEPTOR 7-like. The record is from RefSeq and is a predicted model, not a curated record. Gene Ontology annotation, cellular component: Golgi apparatus; membrane. The coding region runs from base 110 to 1411 and encodes 433 amino acids. Gene Ontology annotation, biological process: transport. NCBI's taxonomy places the organism in Eukaryota, Viridiplantae, Streptophyta, Magnoliopsida, Solanales, Convolvulaceae. The transcript has a single exon.
CUUUAUCUCCCCGUCUCUGCUUCCCAAACGCAUUUCUUUGCUUUUCUCUUUAUUUUCCUCCUCGCCGUCGGCUUGCAGGCUUCGCCGCCGAUCUCCGUCGCCUGCGAGAAUGACGAAACUACCCUUGAUCCUCCUCCUCUCCCUCUCCAUUCUCUACCUCGCCGCCGGCGAGAUCAAAACCCUGAAGAUCACUUCAGAUUCCCGGCCGAUGAUUCUGUUCGAGCGGUUCGGGUUCACGCACUCGGGUCACGCCGCCAUAACCGUCUCGUCGGUGGCCGUGUUCUCCACGCUCGCCGCGCCGGAGCCGUCUCACCUCGGCUUCUUCCUCCUCUCCCAGGAAUCGCUAAUCCAGGUCCUGCUCGAGCUCCAGCAGAAUCCGCAGUUCUGCGUGCUCGAUUCCAAGUAUAUAAACCUUCUCUUCACUUUCCGUGAUCUCUCCCCGCCGCCUAUUUCCUCUUUUAACCACUCUUACCCUAUCACGGCUCCCAAUGAGUAUUCUCUCUUCUUCGCUAACUGUGCGCCGGAAUCUAAGGUUUCUAUGGAGGUCCGUACUGAGCUCUACAACCUCGACGGUAGGGUUAAGGACUAUCUCUCCGCUGGUCUCACUCAGAUCCCUGCUCUAUACUUCGUUUUCUCGCUAGUUUACUUCGGAUUUCUCGGUUUUUGGGUGUACAUCUGCUACACUAACAAGACUUCAGUCCACCGGAUCCAUCUCUUGAUGGCGGGAUUACUCAUCAUGAAGGCCUUGAACUUAAUCUGCGCCGCGGAGGACAAGCAUUACGUGAAGGUGAGCGGAACGGCUCACGGAUGGGAUGUAUUGUUCUACAUUUUCCAGUUCAUUCGCGUGGUCUUGCUCUUCACGGUUAUUAUCCUGAUCGGAACUGGCUGGUCGUUCCUGAAGCCGUUCCUGCAGGAGAGGGAGAAGAAGGUGUUGAUGAUAGUGAUUCCCCUCCAGGUUUUGGCCAAUGUGGCCUCUGUGGUGAUUGGGGAAACCGGGCCUUUCAUCAAGGACUGGGUUACAUGGAACCAGGUGUUUUUGAUUGUGGAUAUUGUGUGCUGCUGCGCAAUUAUCUUCCCCAUUGUGUGGUCGAUUCGGGGCCUGAGGGAAACAUCCAAGACUGAUGGGAAGGCUGCCAGGAACUUAGCGAAAUUGACUCUUUUCAGGCAGUUCUAUAUUGUUGUGAUUGGGUAUCUCUAUUUCACUAGGAUUGUGGUGUUUGCCCUAAGGACCAUUGCUGCUUACAAGUACCAGUGGGUGGCGAAUGCUGCAGAGGAGAUUGCGAAUCUCGCGUUCUACAUUACAAUGUUUUAUAUGUUUAUGCCGGUUGAAAAGAAUCAGUACUUUGCUCUUGAUGACGAGGAGGAGGAGGCUGCGGAGCUGGCUCUUCGCGAUGAGGAAUUCGAGCUUUGAAGGUUUGGAAUAGCUAGCCAUGGCUAAUCUCAUUUUGCACUUGUUUGUGGCUCUCAACCCUGCAAUUGUGAGUUGCUCUGUGAGGUGGUAGCUAGAUUUGCUGUGUUGAAUACUUGAAUUCCAAUUGUCUAUUUUACCAUCUGUUUUUAUUUUUUACCCUUGUUGCCUAUCUUUUUUUUUUUUUUUUUUCUGAUUAUAAUAGCUGUGAAGUUAAGGAACAACACCCAGUUUUCAAACUAUGACAUUAUUCUCAUGUACUCAAAUUGGUUAUGGAAAACCUCACUGUUAUGAAAUGGUAGUGCCUUGUCUUGACUCU